CUUCCCAUCCCACCCCAAUUUUCAAUUAUGGACUCUCUUCAUCCCCAAGUGGGAGCAACAGUACUAGCUGGAGCCUCUCUUGCCUUUAUCUUAUUCAUCUGCAACCUAUGGAGAAAGAGGCAGGCCAACACUAACCACCAGGCUAAAGGGCGGCCGGCGGCGGUGGCACCCCCUGAAGCAGGUGGCGCCUGGCCAAUAAUCGGUCAUCUCCAUCUGCUUGGUGGACAGAAACACAUUACACGCACACUUGGUGCCAUGGCAGAUAAGUAUGGGCCAGUCUUCAUGCUUCAGCUUGGUGUGCAUAAAACACUUGUUGUGAGUAGUUGGGAGUUGACGAAGGAUUGCUUCACCACCAAUGACUUGGUUUUUGCUACACGGCCACGUAACACUGUAGGGAAGUACCUAGGCUACAACUAUGCCUUACUUCCCUUCACCCCUUAUGGCCCAUAUUGGCGUAAGAUAAGAAAGAUAGCUACACUUGAGCUCUUGUCCAAAACAAGGCUUGAGAUGCUCAAGCAUGUAAUAGCCACUGAAGUGGAUACUUUCAUCAAACAGUUGUAUAAUGGUACCCAUGAUCCAGUCAAGAUGGAGAUGAAUCAAUGGUUCAACCACCUGAAUCUCAAUGUCAUCACUAGGAUGAUUGCCGGAAAACGAUAUUGCAGCGUCAUCGGUGAUGGUGAAGAUGAGAUUGAAGCUCGAAGAUUUCGAAAGGCGAUUGAGCAGUUUGCUUAUCAAGCAGGGGUUUUGGAUUUAUCUGAUGUGUUCCCUUAUCUUGAAUGGAUGGAUUUGCAAGGAAAUGUGAAAGCCAUGAAAUGUAUUGCCAAGGAAUUGGACUCUUUAAUGGAAAAUUGGAUGGAAGAACAUCACCACAAGAAGCAGAAGAGAGACUCCUCCGGUGAGGCUAAGUCGCCGGAAGGUGAUCAGCUUGACUUCAUUGAUGUGAUGUUAUCUAUCUUCCCAGAGGAUAAGCCAGAACUAUUGGGCUAUGACCGUUGUACCAUCAUCAAGGCAACUGCACUAACAUUCAUCCUAGCAGGAACAGAAACCACAUCGGUCGCCAUGUCCUGGGCUCUUUCUUUGAUAUUGAACAAUCAACAAGUGUUGAAAAAGGCCCAAGAAGAGUUGGAUGUCCACGUGGGCCGAAAUAGACAUGUGAACGAAUCAGAUAUCAAGAAUUUAGUGUACCUUGAUGCCAUUGUAAAGGAAACAUUGCGCCUAUACCCACCUAUACCCUUAUCAUUACCACAUGAAGCAAUGGAAGAUUGUGAAGUAGGUGGAUAUCAUGUACCCAAAGGCACUCGCCUAAUCAUAAACUUUAGGAAGCUACAUCGGGACCCCCAUGUGUGGUCAGAACCUCAUGAAUUCCGGCCGGAGAGAUUUCUCACCGGUAAUGAUGCUGCAGAUAUAGACUUUAAGGGCCGACAUUUUGAGUAUAUUCCGUUCAGUUCCGGCCGGCGUGUGUGUGUUGGUAUCACAUUCGCCACAAAGGUAAUGCACUUGACGCUUGCUCGUCUGUUGCAAGGAUUCAAUUUGAUGACUCCUCAACAAAUGCCCGUGGACAUGACUGAAGGCCUAGCCCUUUCAUUGCCCAAGGCAAGCCCACUUGAAGUUCUACUCACUCCACGCCUCCCUUCCAAGUUGUAUGAGUAGAUAUUGUUAUAGAUUAUUGUCAAAACAUUCUCUCAACAUUCUCAGUGAUAAGGUUGCGUAGUUCUUAUUCUCCUAAAUCUUGUAGAUGUGGGAGCCUUGUGCACCGGAUUCAUCUUUGGAUAUAUAUAGCUGUGUUCAAGGAGAAUCGAGUUGGUAACUCUUUGGCAAUAAACUAAUUAGCUUUGUAUGGUUUAUCUAGUUUUUAUUAUGAUUUUAUAUGUAUGGAGUGAGGCCAAGAGGAGAGAUUCCAUACUGGAUUCUGGGUAAAGUGGCAUAUAUGUCUCCUUAUAUUUUAUAUUAGUUGGUUGUAUUAAUAAAUUCUUCAGAAAGUAUCUCU
Macadamia integrifolia is the source of this 1987-nucleotide messenger RNA. RefSeq names its product xanthotoxin 5-hydroxylase CYP82C4-like. Gene Ontology annotation, molecular function: heme binding; monooxygenase activity; oxidoreductase activity, acting on paired donors, with incorporation or reduction of molecular oxygen. Bases 28 to 1650 code for a protein of 540 amino acids. Lineage: Eukaryota; Viridiplantae; Streptophyta; Magnoliopsida; Proteales; Proteaceae. Gene Ontology annotation, biological process: defense response to other organism. The transcript is spliced from 2 exons. The record is from RefSeq and is a predicted model, not a curated record.